Frieseomelitta varia is the source of this 1195-nucleotide messenger RNA. RefSeq lists its product as uncharacterized. Lineage: Eukaryota; Metazoa; Arthropoda; Insecta; Hymenoptera; Apidae. Bases 1 to 360 code for a protein of 119 amino acids. The transcript is spliced from 2 exons. The record is from RefSeq and is a predicted model, not a curated record.
AUGUGUGGCAGCCCGGCGAUAAGUGACCCGUUGACGGAUACGCGGAUACACACGUUUACAUCGCGGUAUGCUGACGUCAAGCAAUCUCGCGUUCUCCUCAAGUGCAGCCAGCCGCACCGUCAAUCGAGUUCGCAGAAGCGCGAGCCAUGCGGAGGAAUGCUCGUCGAGACGUGUUCCAAGCGGCGAAACGAAAGGAAGGUGGCAAAGGAAAAGAGCGCUGGGACGCGCGACGAGAUCGUUACUUGCGGGGGAGAACUGUCACGCACAAAAUGGCCAUUCGCCGUUAACAGCUUGGCAGACGAGCCUGGAGGCGGCGCUUUGCGUUCUUGCUCGCCCUCCGUCGAUGGACACGCUCACUAAACGAACGCCGUGGCCCCGCUGAAUACGUGAAAAUCCUUUUCCCCAGUAUUUUCGCGUCCAUAUUUUUUGCUUUUUCAAACCACAACACAACAGUCGAAAGCGACGAAUCUGCCCCACUUCCCUCCUGUUUCUCGGCUUUUCCUAAAGAUGGCGUCACGCGGCCCGGUUUUUUCACCAAUUGUUUGUCAACAGAGAUAUUUUCCGACGAUUUUUCUCCACACUCUUCGAGUAUGAGUUUGCCGAGUUACAAAAUUUUUUUUCUUUCGUAUGUAUCACUACGUAUGUAUACACGUAUGAUUCUUAAUCGUUGUACAAGGGACAGUACAGUUUUUCAUGGAACAUAUAGUUGAUACUUGAAAGUUGACAUCUAUCAUACUUGUCUUUUUUGCUUUCAAUUUUUCGCGUUGAAUUAAAUCUCGUUAACCGUAGAUUUUAUAUUACGAAUGAAACUGAUUCUUCAUAGGCGAGUCAUAAGAAUCACAGGUCACAAAAUGAUUGAAUCACAUGCACGAUUGCAUGGCAAAGUUAACAUCGAUAGGAUGUAGAAGUAAUAAUAAGCAACAGUAGAAAACAAAAUGAUAGAAAGAUAAAUGCACCAGCAAAUGCUAUGUCACAGAAAAAAAAAGUCUGUGAAAAAGGAAUUAUUAUCAAUAUACUGAAACUGUGCAACAAGUCAAUGCAUACAUAAAAACAAAGAGGCAAAAGUAGAGGUUUCACAAAUGUCACCUACAAAUAACUAAACACUUACUCCUCCCAAAUCUUUGAUCUUUGCUUCUAUCUUAGCUGUAGUAGCAUGGUUCUUGAUAUCCAAAUAAAACACUUUUCCUUUUAACAA